Molecule: messenger RNA, 584 nt
Organism: Acomys russatus (golden spiny mouse)
Lineage: Eukaryota; Metazoa; Chordata; Mammalia; Rodentia; Muridae
Gene: Slurp1
Product: secreted LY6/PLAUR domain containing 1
Exons: 3
Coding region: 92-424 (110 amino acids)
Molecular function (GO): acetylcholine receptor inhibitor activity
Source: RefSeq, a predicted model, not a curated record
UCCUGCCAACACCCAAGAGCCGAAGCCGGAGGCUGGCUAUAAAUCCUCAACAUGAGGCCAGCCAGGGCUCCCAGCUCCUGAGCACUGAAGAAUGACUUUUCGCUGGGCCGUGUGGCUGCUGCCCUUGGCAGCGUGGAGCAUGGGCUUUGGUGAAGCCUUCAGGUGUUAUACAUGUGAGCAGCCCACGGCCAUUAACUCAUGCAAGAAUAUUGCUCAGUGCAAGCUGGAAGACACAGCCUGUAAGACCGUACUGGAGACGGUGGAAGCGGAGUUCCCCUUCCACCACAGUCCAGUGGUGACCCGCUCCUGCUCCAGUUCCUGCCUGGCCACCGACCCUGAUAGCAUUGGAGUUGCCCAUCCUGUCUUCUGUUGCUUCCGUGACCUCUGCAAUUCAGGGUUUCCAGGCUUGGUGACAGGCCUCUAGCCAUGCAGGGGGCCUUGUUCCUCCUGUAUCCACUCUCCUGGCAGGGCCUGGUGCCACCUGCGGUUAGCUCUGCCUGCACGGCCCUGUGAGCAGAGCUUACUGAGCCCCAGGGUACUCACUGUCUACAAAACUUGUGGGAAAUAAAAUAAGCUAAGGAUGA